Acipenser ruthenus (sterlet) is the source of this 4312-nucleotide messenger RNA. RefSeq names its product leucine-rich repeat-containing protein 14-like. The transcript is spliced from 4 exons. The record is from RefSeq and is a predicted model, not a curated record. Gene Ontology annotation, molecular function: protein binding. Gene Ontology annotation, cellular component: cytoplasm. Bases 1950 to 3434 code for a protein of 494 amino acids. NCBI's taxonomy places the organism in Eukaryota, Metazoa, Chordata, Actinopteri, Acipenseriformes, Acipenseridae.
UCUUUCCAAUGCGUUAUUUGAAGGAAAAUGUAAGGAAAAGUCUGCUUGAAUUACACAGUUGGAGACUCAUUUUUUACUGCGAUUAAAGUGCAUGUUGGCAUGAGAAACAUUAUUAUAACAUUAUUGCAGUUUAUAAUUUGUUUAUAUUAUAGAACUACACUUGUGUGAAGUUCUGCACAACAUAUUGUUAUCAACAAAGAAACCGCGUUAUUUACAUUGUAAAUUACAAUUAAUUAUUUACAUAUAUUUUCUUUGCUAAAUGGCGUCAGCAGCAACAGAAGCCUCGCUCGGUCUGAUAUACCAGUGAAUAACUUCGUACCUUUGUGUUGCUAAAAUCGCGACAUAUUUAAAAAUGCUGUCAAUUUAGAAAUUAAAAAUCUUUAAAUACACACAGUACCUGCACAUGCUAUCAGCCAGGCGCCAAAAAAUAUUGACAUCGGGAAUCUGCUAAUAUACAGACAAUUGCUAAACACUUCUCUUUUCACAAAACGGAGAUGCUAAAGCUGAAGCCUGAAUUGAGUGAUCCAGCAGAGACCGCCCUGUAAACGAGACAGCAGUCUGACGGGGUUCUGUCUAAUCUUGGGAAAUUAAACCUAAAAAGAAAUGAUCACAAUGUUAGUUUUCAAAGGACAGUCUAUUUCUACUACCAAUAAGAAACCCUGCAUACAGACUUCUGACUUAAAGUAGUUUAACAUCAGCGCUGAGGAUAUAUUCACGAAUAGGCAGCAGUGUGGAGUAGUGGUUAGGGCUCUGGACUCUUGACCGGAGGGUUGUGGGUUCAAUCCCCAGUGGGGGACACUGCUGUUGUACCCUUGAGCAAGGUACUUUACCUAGAUUGCUUCAGUAAAAACCCAACUGUAUAAAUGGGUAAUUGUAUGUAAAAAUAAUGUGAUAUCUUGUAACAAUUGUAAGUCGCCCUGGAUAAGGGCGUCUGCUAAGAAAUAAAUAAUAAUAAUAAAAUAAUAUACAUAUUUAUUUUGUAUUGGCCUAAAGUUUAGAGAAAGAGAAAUGGGUUGUUUUAAGUAUAGUUGUUUUGUGCAGCUACUGGCAGUACCAAAACUCAGUUGCCUUAGUGCCAAGUUGUCCAUCUGUGUAAACAAUGGACCAAUCUACUUAGGAGCAAGGGUUGUGUUGUGUAUUUUUAUAAAUUCUAAUGCACAGCUUGCAACUCGCCCUGGUCCUGCACCCAGACCAGUUUUUUAGAACUACCCACGGUUUAUAAUUUAAAUGAUCAUGAGCCAGGAGUUUGACUUAAAUACAUCACUCCUCCCUCUGCAUCAACAAAUCUUAAUAGUAAACCAAGACUCAGCGUGAUUUAUUAUCCCCUGCUGGGGAUGAAAUCUCCUUUCAGGGAGAUGGAGUGGAGGCAGUCAUACUGUGUGUAGGUAUAUGACACUUCACAUUUGUCCAUAUCUGGAGAGCUGCUUAUCCAGUUAUCAGGAAACUUUGUAUUAACCUUAUUUAGUUAUUAAGAGUAUCAGAUUCUGGGUAUAUAAGGAGGUGUUUGUCUGUCCGUUCAUCCAUUAAACAUGUCAUUGCUAAUUCUUAUACUAUUCUGUACAUACUGUUGGUACACAUCAUGGUCAUCAACUUUUUCAUCAUACGGACAUACUUGUUAACUACUUUCUGUCAACACUAGUCUGGUUGGGGGGUUGUGAUUGAAGUCUUUAAAAUCACUGGGUCGUGCUGUGACGAGAAGUGUGGUCAGUUACAUCAGAGCAGAUUUACCAGGGGCCUGAUUGUUCAUAUUUCUGGCACCUGGUCAUUAAAAAAAAUAAAUAUAAAAAACAGGAGUUUCAGUCUCUACUGAUGGGAACAAAUCUGCUCCAUGACUGCCUCUACUUACAAAGAAGACUUAUUGUGUAUAUCUACUGUAUUAGCUGGUAUUAAAUAAAUCCCCUUGCAUUUUCUGUCAUGGUGUCAUUGCUAGUGGGGUGAAGGGAUGAGGAAUGCCUGCCUCGCUGGUCUUCCUGUGUGCCCGCAAGGUAGUGUCGGAUCACGGCUCUGCUCUGCGCUCGCUGGCUUCUCUCCCGCAGGAGCUCUACCCCGUCCUCUUCAAGGCCGCGUUCCUAGACCAGCGGCCUUUAGUAAUCGGGGAGCUGGUGUUGCGCUGGCCGGAGCGGGUGCUGAGUCUCACACGCAGCCUGCGGGCCUGCCAGCAUUGCUGCCUGGACCUCAGCCGGGACUGGCCCAGUCGAGACUGCCUGCAGGCUGUGCUGCUCGCCGUGGUCAAGGGGCUGAGGGAGAGGGACAGACGGGACAGGAACGCUCUACGUGUUCUGGACCUGUGUGGAGUCCAGGACGAGGGUAGCCGUCGCGAGCCCAACACCAUGGGCAGUUGGUUCAGGACAGUGGCUCUGUCCAAGGCCUGCCUGGAGGCACGGGGGAGGAGAAGGGGCGGGGAGUCCACAACCAAGCGCAGACGGGGAGUCUCUUCACCCGCAGUGGAGGUUGAGGUGCGGGCGGACCUGUUUGUGAAUGGCAGCUCCUUCGAGACGGUGCGGCAGGCCCUGCGUGGUUUGGGUCCCCUGAGGCUGGUCUGCAGGGACCUGCGUGCCGAAGAGCUUUCCACUCAGCGCACUGCCUCGCUGCUGGACAUGCUGGAGCCCUCCGCCCUACGCAGAGUGGAUCUCAGGUACAACAACCUGGGCCUGGCUGGCAUCGCCCUGCUCCUGCCACGCCUGGCAUCCUGCCCCUCACUGCUUAGCUUACGUCUGCUCUACAGCAACGUGGACGUGCACCGACCCACCCCUGGGAUGGAGGCAGGACUGAGGGAGCUGGCCGGGGGGCUGGGUGGGCUGCGGAACCUGCGGGAGAUCAACCUCACCUCCCUGCGCCUCUCGGGCAAGCUGCGGCUCCUGCUGAGUGCUCUAGAGAGACCCCUAGAAGUCCUGGAGCUGCCUUACUUCUCCUUGACCCCAAGCGAUCUCUCCUACCUCUCCUCCAGCCCCCAUGCUCCUGCCCUGCGCAAGCUAGACCUCAGUGGGAACAGCCUGAGUGUGGAGCAGCUGCCGUCGCUCCAGAGACUGCUGUCUCUCUCUCGCUCUCUCUCCCACCUUGUGCUCUCAGGCUGCAGCCUCACAGACUCCCUGCUGGGGGCGCUGCUUCCUUCCCUGGGUCUCUGCCGGGGCCUGCAGAGCCUGGGCCUCUCCCUGAACCCCCUGUCCACCCGUGGGCUCCUGUCCCUGGCACACACGGCCAUCUGUCUGCCCCUGCUCCAGCUGCUGGUCUACCCCCAGCCCACCGACUGCUACGAGGAAGGUCUGCCCCAGCCGCCCUCCUACUACAACCUCAUGGAGUUCCCCCUGGACCAAGGCAAGCUGGCCCGUGCCACAGAGGAGCUCAGGGAGGUGCUGGAGAGGGCAGGCAGAGCUGACCUGGUCCUCUCCACUGACCUGUACAGCCACAGCACUGCUGAGCUGCUGGAGGAAUGAGGAGUGGAGAUACACAGCCAGACAGACCAGCCAGCAAGACCUCUUCAACACUGGGUCUGACACACACUCGCUUCCUCUGUACUGAUCUGUACAGCCACAGCACUGCUGAGCUGCUGAAGGGGAGGAGUGAGGAGUGGAGACACACAGACACACCAGCCAGCAAGACCUCUUCAACACUGGGUCUGACACACACUGACCUCGUCCUUUCCACUGAAGUGUGUUUCAAUACAGCAAUGAGUGUUGUGCACAGUACAUAUUUAGAAUAAUGUGUCCAGGAGGGUUAAGCAGUUGUAUUCUGAUUUUUUUUAUUUUUUUUUAUUUAUUUAUUACACUAAAGCAUGUUUGAAUUUGUUUACGUAAUUUUGUACAUCCAUUGUGAGUCUAAACCUUACUGGGCUGUUUUUUUAACCAGUGUGAAGAUAACAAAAACAAAACAAGAUAGAAAUUUACACCCAAGAAGGGUAAUUUAGGGGAACCUAAGUUGUUUCUUAUUGAAUCUGUAAUAUGUCUUCCUUACAGAAAAUACAACUACAAUAAAAAAGCAUUACUAUAUACAUAUCAGUAUUAAUGCCGGGACGAACAUUGGGGUUUCAGUAUUCUUUCAUAUUGAAGUAGCUGAAGGAAAACAGAAAUACAUACCUAUACUACAAAAAAAAAAACUCCUGGGAGUAAAAUAAAGUGUGGUUUGAGAACCAGUGGUCUAGUAGAUAUAUAAAUGAAGCAUCACAUGUCUUCAUGAUGACUUCUUCAAUUUAAGUUGCUACAAUAGUGUCCUGUAAGAUAUGUCUUUUUAAAUGCCUGCGUUAAGGUGCAGUAGUGUCUACAGUGCCCUGUAAGAUACAGUGCCUUGCGAAAGUAUUCGGCCCCCUUGAACUUUG